Molecule: messenger RNA, 2976 nt
Organism: Serpula lacrymans var. lacrymans S7.9
Lineage: Eukaryota; Fungi; Basidiomycota; Agaricomycetes; Boletales; Serpulaceae
Exons: 7
Coding region: 42-2558 (838 amino acids)
Biological process (GO): DNA strand elongation involved in DNA replication; DNA replication; mitotic DNA replication initiation
Cellular component (GO): MCM complex; nucleus
Molecular function (GO): ATP binding; single-stranded DNA helicase activity; ATP hydrolysis activity
Source: RefSeq, a predicted model, not a curated record
CAUGCGGCCUCUCCUUCGUUCUCUUUUAGAUUUAGACAACUAUGUCGCUACUGAUUGAGCCUGUUCCUCAAGAUGAUCUUAUGCGGGACAGGACACGUGUAUUUGAAGAAUUUCUUAUUUCUAGCUCACCAAUCUACAAUUACAAGGACGAUAUCGCCCGUAUGAUCCAAAGAGACCAGACGCGUCUUGUUGUCAACAUCGACGACCUUCGAGAUUAUAAUAGGGAAUUUGCUGAUGGAUUAUUGAAACACCCGGUUGACUUUCUCCCCGCAUUCGAUGGUGCGCUUGUCAGCAUCGUUCAACAGGUUCAUGACUCCGAAAAACAUGAUUUGGAAGCAAAGAGUUAUCGAGUUGGUUUUAGUGGCUCUUUUGGCGACCAUCAAGUCAGCCCACGGACGUUACAGGCUCAUCAUCUCGGGAAUAUGAUCUGUCUGGAAGGGAUCAUCACUCGAUGUUCCCUCGUACGUCCCAAAAUGCUCAAGUCAGUCCACUAUUGUCCGGAAACGAGGAUGUUUCACGCUCGAGAAUAUCGCGACUCAACAACAUCGACUUCCAACCUCCCUCCCACGUCCUCCGUUACUCCACAGACCGACGAUGAAGGUCGCUUACUGCAGACUGAAUUUGGGUACUGUGCAUUCCGCGAUCACCAACGGAUAAGCAUACAAGAGAUGCCUGAACGUGCUCCCGCUGGUCAGCUGCCGCGCAGCACUGACAUAAUCAUGGAUGAUGACUUGGUUGAUAAAUGCAAGCCUGGUGACCGCGUUCAGCUUGUAGGGUUUUAUCGUAGUGUUGGAGGGGCUUCCAACGGUGCAUUUAAGUCACUACUAAUAGCGAAUAACAUCAAUCUACUCUCGUCAAAGAAUGGAGGUGGGAUUGCCCAAACGCCGCUGAGUGAUACCGACAUCCGCCAAAUUAACCAGCUUUCCAAACGGAAAGACAUAGUCUAUCUUCUUUCUCAGUCUCUUGCCCCGUCUAUAUUCGGGCACGACUACAUCAAGAGCGCAGUCCUACUAUUAUUGCUGGGUGGAGCUGAGAAGAACUUGGCUAAUGGUACACACAUCCGUGGUGAUAUUAAUAUGCUCAUGGUUGGCGAUCCAUCCACUGCAAAAUCCCAGAUGCUGCGAUUCAUCCUUGGUAUAGCGCCCUUAGCAAUUGCUACAACUGGUAGGGGGAGCUCUGGGGUCGGAUUGACAGCAGCUGUAACUAUCGACCGUGACACUGGUGAAAGGAGACUUGAGGCUGGCGCCAUGGUUCUUGCUGAUCGUGGUGUCGUAUGUAUAGACGAAUUCGACAAAAUGUCGGAUAUAGAUCGUGUAGCUAUCCAUGAAGUCAUGGAGCAGCAGACCGUCACCAUUGCGAAGGCCGGUAUACACACGAGCUUGAACGCCCGGUGCAGUGUCAUCGCAGCUGCUAACCCAAUAUAUGGCCAAUAUGACAUCCACAAGGACCCUCACAAAAACAUCGCGCUUCCCGACUCUCUUCUUUCCCGUUUCGAUCUUCUCUUUGUGAUUACUGACGAUGUUGACGCUUCACGUGAUAGACAGGUAGCAGAUCAUGUCCUGCGGAUGCACCGUUAUCUUCCACCUGGCAUUGAAGAAGGCGCGCCGAUGCAUAAUAAUCUGUCGCAACCACUUUCGAUCGAUGGACCAGGAGUGAAAUUGUCUGAGAUAGAUAUAAACGAGAUAAGCCCUUUCGAAAAGUUUGAUCCUCUGUUGCACAUCGCCAUAGCAGGUGCUGUCACACGUACUCGCCUGGGAAAGCAAGCGAAGAAGGAAGUGCUGACCAUCGCUUUCAUUAAAAAAUAUAUCCAAUACGCAAAGAGUAAACCAACUCCAAUGCUUACAAAGGGUGCCGCGGACUGGAUUGUAAAUAUGUAUGCGACGUUGCGAAACGAAGAUGAAGGUCAGUUCAGUAAAAAAAAGACUUCGCCGUUGACAGCCCGUACACUCGAGACACUGAUUCGUCUCUCGACAGCACAUGCUAAAGCACGCCUUUCUGCUAAGGUUGAGCAACAAGAUGCCAUGGCAGCGGAAGACAUCAUGCGUUUUGCGCUUUAUAAAGAAGUGGAGAAACGGCAGCGCCGCAAGACGCGAAAGCUGAAUUGCGAUGGUAGUCAUCGCAAAGAUAAAGAAUCCCAGACUGCCGAUGAUGGUGAAAGUGACAACGAGGAUGGGAAUAUUACCCACGCACCUCAGCAGAUGGAUAUACCUUCACAACCAAAUGGGGAAGGUGAACCACAGUCUGGUCAAGUCACAGUAUCGAACGGUAAUAGCAUGGAUUGGGACAAGGAGGUUGCUCCAGCGCCGGCUACUGGGACUUUGGAUAUUGGCAUAGUAAGCCCAGAGCGCCUGAAACUCUUCCGUGCGCGCCUCGCCUACCUUUUCGCCACUCGCUUGCAGGAUGUAGAGCAGGUUUUCCUGACAGACCUUGUAGAGAUGGUCAACGAGGGACUUCCCACAACGACACUUUUUGGCACCGCAGAGGCAACUAAUGCAUGUCAGGUUAUGACGAACUUGGACGAACUUAUGAUCAGCGAUGGAAUUGUGUACAAGAUAUAAGAUUAUGGCAUUUGUUUGUUCGUGGCAUCAUGGCUUUUUAUAUUCAUUGGCAGAUCAAAAGCGGAUCUAGCAGUAUCGAGGCAAACCCAAUGUGGUCGACCACUCAUACUGACGUCAGGAGCACUCGAAAUAUUCCAUAAAUUAGGACUGAUCAGAUAUCAGCUAUUUAUCCAACUCAGCAUAAAGACAUCUGGCUGCAUGCAGGUUGUUUCUUUGCAGCAUGUUUACAUUGUGAAGGACAGCCUGGAGCUGUGUGGUGAGAUUUGUAAUCUUUUCCCGCAUUUGAUAAAGGACGGCAUUCACAUUCACAGUUUGUUCUUGCACUGACAUGGUGACUUGUUCUCUUUGCCAAAUGGAUAUCAAUGUCACAAUUAACAUACCAGCACCUACUUACACUUCACUUUUUUGUACUUUUACU